AUGGAGCAGCAAAUAGCCUAUGUGACGAAAUGCAUUCAAAAGUGCAUUCGAGAGGGCUACAAAAGCAUCGUUGUCAAAGACAGUGCGGUUGAGUCGUUUCUCAAAUACACAGACAACUACUUUGACAGAACAGUAUUCACAGGAAAUUGCAAGUCUUGGUACAAGAACGGCGCCACGGGCAAAGCAACAAUCAGGACGCUGUGGCCUGGUUCCUGUCUGCAUGGCUACACUGCUCUGCGUCACCCUCGCUGGGAAGACUUUGACUACGAGAGACUGGAUGACUACGACCAUCCGAUGGCCUGGCUUGGUAACGGAGACGUGCAACCCGACCUCGAUCGUGCAUUCUAUUUCGAAGAAGUCUGGGCUAUGCAUAAAGUUAGUUCAUUGUUUUGA
Molecule: messenger RNA, 393 nt
Organism: Colletotrichum spaethianum
Lineage: Eukaryota; Fungi; Ascomycota; Sordariomycetes; Glomerellales; Glomerellaceae
Product: FAD-binding monooxygenase moxY
Exons: 2
Coding region: 1-393 (130 amino acids)
Source: RefSeq, a predicted model, not a curated record